UGUGGAGCUGGAGAAUUCCAGAAAAGCUGAGUCCCCGGCUCAAGGUCAAAACACUCCUUAGGGCCAAGAAGCCCCCAGUUUCCCCGGACACCUUGGCUCCUGCAUCUUUUUCCUAAGACCUUUUGGGGAAAGCAUACUUCUCCUCUGAGAUGUGUUUCAUUUUAAAUUGCCACUUUCACUUCAGUACAUUAAUGUUGUCCUUUGGGUGUUUUGACAAUGACUUUCUGAAUUAAGCCAUGCUAACAUUUUUCUUCCUCCCUAAUCUGUUAAGAGCUGUGGACUACAGGAAGAUGGCACGCUUCUCUUCCAGUGUGAUUUUGAUCAUGGCCUUUUCCAAAGCUUUUGAACUGGGAUUAGUUGCUGGAUUGGCCCACAAACUCACACGUCCAUCUCAGGAAGACUUGGCCUUCAGAAAUGACAGCCUUCGGUCCCAGGAGGAGCCUGCAGUUGGUCCUCGGUCUUUCGUGUUGGUGCCAUCUAUGGGAAUACAGGACAAGAAGGAGCUAAACAGAACCUGCUGUCUGAAUGGGGGAACCUGCAUGCUGGGGUCCUUUUGUGCCUGCCUCCCCUAUUUCUACGGCCGGAACUGCGAGUAUGAUGCGCGCAAAGAGAACUGUGGGGCUAUGCCCCAUGACACCUGGCUGCCCAAGAAGUGCUCCAUGUGCAGAUGCUGGCGCGGUGAGCUCCGCUGCCUUCCUCAGCCGUUUCUCCCCGGGUGUGGUGGCCAUGUGGUGGAUGAGCAGCUCGAUGCUUCCCGGACUCCAGAAAUACCACUGUCUGCAUGGAUCACAUUUAUGUUAGCUGGCAUCUGCCUUUCUCUACAAAGUUACUGUUAAUUGGCAUUUGACUUUUUCUGGAAAUACAAGUUUAGAUACCAUGGGAACUUCAUGACUGGUAAAGACUGCUGCUCCAAUGUCCUAACUGGAAGAUGAUCAUUUGUUAGUUGCCUUAAAUAAUGAAUACAUUUCCAUAAUGGUACCUAACACUUCCUUAAAGUGCCAGCUGCUUCUUAGCUUUGCCGUGCUCUCUCCCCAGACAUGUUAAAAAAAAAAAAAAAGUCAGCUAUCUCUA
Microcebus murinus (gray mouse lemur) is the source of this 1071-nucleotide messenger RNA. RefSeq names its product cripto, EGF-CFC family member (gene CRIPTO). Lineage: Eukaryota; Metazoa; Chordata; Mammalia; Primates; Cheirogaleidae. The record is from RefSeq and is a predicted model, not a curated record.